AUGGAAUUAAUUGACGAAGAUUUUAAUGUAUUUCAAAAUGCUGUUGAGAAAAAUUCUUUUGGUGAAGAAAAUUUUCAAAAUGCACUCUAUGAUUGUUUCUCUUAUUCAGGUAAUGAAAUCGACUGUACAGCAUUUGUUAAUCUUUAUGCUAAAUUUGGUAUAAUCAUUAUGAAACUUGUGAAUAUGCUAGAAUCAUCGAAAAAUUCUUAUGAUGAUCAUAUGCGGAACUAUUUUGAUGAUACUAAACGAAUAUCAGAUCAAGAUGUUAUUGAAAACUUAUCAUCUGAUCAUAACUAUAUAGAUGAACUUGAUAAAAAUCAUAUUUUUCAAUAUUUACUUAAUCUUAGUUGUGCGAAAGAGACACAAUCAUCGUUAUCGGAAGUAGAAUUAAUUACUGAAAAAGAUCUUGACAAAGAAUUUGAUAAUGAACUUUAUAAUAUUAAUAAGAAAUCAAUUCUAUUUCUUAAAAGAAGUUAUUUUCUUAACGAAGUUCGAACAGUUUUUAGUAAUUGUGUCUGA
This is a messenger RNA of Rotaria sp. Silwood1, 519 nucleotides long. The record is from the annotation of a GenBank genome assembly. NCBI's taxonomy places the organism in Eukaryota, Metazoa, Rotifera, Eurotatoria, Philodinida, Philodinidae.